UGCGCCCGGCUUCACCGGCUCCGGCGCCCGCGGAGGAGAGGGCGCCCGGCGCUAUGUGAGCGGCCCACGCCGGAGCCUGCCCCAGCGCCCCCCCUGCAGCCGGCGCCAUGGAGAAGCAGAAAGGAAACUGCUGCUGGGACAUAGAGCAGACACAGCUCCUGUUUGGGGCUAGAAUCUGGAGGGCCCCUUCCACCGUUUAUGGCCCAGAUCUAGACAAGCUCCUUUUGGACCUAGAGUCCUUCCUGCUGAUCCUGGACCGGGAGAACCUCAGCUACAUUGCUCAGGCCAAGAAGAAAUCCAUCGCUGAGCUACUUUCCAGGUUCCAGAGCCCUCCAUCAGAGGACGCAGAGUACAUGAUCAUGCGCUGCAUCUCGCCCUCCUCUGGGAGCAGCGCUUUCCAAACGCCGGCUGACCUGAGCCCACGCCAAGCAAUCUCGUCUCCAGACCCGAUGGGAAGGGGAGAGUGUGACUUGCCCGCUGCCAAUGGCCAGUGCUCCUCAGGCGGGACAAACCCGUUGGGCAUCCUGCCCCACCUCCCUAGCCUGCCAGCUGAGGACUCCUACGAGGAGGCAGAGCCCAUCAACCCCAAGGGACAUAUGAGCCCAGCGGGCGGCGGGGACACAGACAGCAGCCACUACGAGUCGUACGGCGAGGACGAGGACUGCGUGAAGGACCGUGCGCACUACAUCCAGUGGCCACCCGCCGCCGGCACCGCCGAAGCUCCUGCUCGCCCCGAGGCCCAACUCUGCGGCUUCCUCUGGAGGAAACGCUGGCUCGGGCAGUGGGCCAAGCAGCUCUUCAUCGUCCGGGAACACGCCCUGCUGGUGAGCAUUGGGUGGGAUGGAGAGGGGCGGGAGCACUCGCAGGUGGAGACGGCUUCCCUGGGCACGGCCUUGCCCCUGCUGUGGAGGCCGCAUGGGCUGGGAUGUGUGCAGGACAGUGCCGGGAGGGUGGGGGGAGGGCCUUGGCAACAGGCGCCCGAUGGGCGAAGAGUGCAGGGACGUGUAGGUGGGUGCAGGGAAGAGCUGCAUGGUAAAAUGGUAGGUGAACUGAAGUGCAUUCAGUGCCCUGAACCUGCCAGCCCCAUAACCUGCAGACCCUGCACCCCCAUCCCCCCAACCCUGACCCCCUAA
This is a messenger RNA of Terrapene triunguis (Three-toed box turtle), 1133 nucleotides long. RefSeq names its product actin filament-associated protein 1-like 2. The transcript has 7 exons. Gene Ontology annotation, molecular function: SH3 domain binding; SH2 domain binding. Lineage: Eukaryota; Metazoa; Chordata; Testudines; Emydidae. The record is from RefSeq and is a predicted model, not a curated record. Gene Ontology annotation, biological process: positive regulation of DNA-templated transcription; regulation of mitotic cell cycle; inflammatory response. Bases 108 to 1133 code for a protein of 341 amino acids. Gene Ontology annotation, cellular component: cytosol.